GGGCUUGUAUAUGCGCUGCACACAGACCGCGUAGUGAUAACAAACUGCUGUUGACAAGAUGUCAGAGCUUUCUGCAGAUUAUCGUGUUGAGGCUGAUAUCCAAGGUGAUGCUCACACCGCGGAAACAACGUCUGUAGCCUCGGUCUGACUCAACGGAGAGAUGCCUCCCAACACACGGAUCCAGAAGAAAGCGCUGAAAUUUGACUGUGAGUGGGGUCCGUGUCACGAGUCGUUCAGUCGGAUGGAAAACUUCUGCAAACAUGCAGAGGGUCACCUUAGUGCUGGGAACAUGGCGGAGGAGGAUGAGGAGGAAGCAGAAGGGGAAAGAAACUGUCUGUGGAGAGACUGUGGUUUCUGCUCACUGGAGGGUACUGAGGAGUUGCGUCGACAUCUUUUCUUCCACUGUUACCACACCAAGCUGAAGCAGUUGGGUCAGCAGGUGCUCAAUGCUCAGCCAGAACUCGGCAGCUGCUCCAUCGGCUUCCACAACCGCAACAUCAUCCCUGAAAUCCCAGACAAUUUCGUCUGCCUCUGGGAAGAGUGCGAGCAACCACCAUAUGAAAACCCUGAGUGGUUCUACCGACAUGUGGAGAUGCACAGCCUGUGCAUAGAUAUACCAACAGGAGACUGUGAAUUCCUAAUACGCUGUGGAUGGAAAGAUUGUGAAGCCACUGCAAAGGGUCGUCCUAAGAUGCGGGAGCAUCUGCGCAGCCACACCCAGGAGAAAGUCGUGGCAUGUCCAGGCUGUGGGGGGAUGUACGCCAACAACACCAAGUUGUUUGACCACAUCAUACGACAGAGCGCCAUGGAAGGUCAGAGGUUCCAGUGUUCUCACUGUUCCAAACGUUUUGCAACAGAAAGGCUGCUGAGAGACCACAUGAGGACCCACGUGAGCCACUACAAAUGCCCGCUCUGUGACAUGACUUGUCCAUCACCCUCCUCACUACGCAGCCAUAUCAAGUUCCGCCACAGUAACGAGAAGCCAUACAGCUGUGAAUACUGCGAAUACAGCUGCAAGAAUCUGAUCGAUUUGCGUAAACACCUGGAUAGCCACAGCAGCGAGCCUGCAUUUCGCUGCGAUGUUCCCGCCUGUGGUUUCACUUGUCGUACCUCCACCACCAUGAAGAUUCAUCACAAAAAAGAGCACGAGGGGACUUUUAUACCUCGCUACAAGUGCCAUGUGUGUGGUCAGUGCUUCACCAGGGGCAACAACCUCACAGUCCAUCUGCACAAAAAGCACCAAUUCAAAUGGCCCUCUGGACACCCCAGGUUCAGGUACAAGGAGCACGAAGACGGCUUCAUGCGGCUGCAGUUGAUUCGCUACGAGAGCGUUGAACUGACCGAGCAGUUAAUGAGGGAAAGACAAAACAGGCAAGGGGAGGACGAUGAGGACGGUGGACACACUGAAGGGCAGGGGCUGGAAGAAGAAUCUGCAGGUGCAGCUCCUGCAGAGUUGCAGGUGGAACUGAGAGGGGUGCUGCUGGAGGAGCAGAGGACUGAGCCGGCCGACGGCACCGAGGAGAGCAGUCAGGAAGAGGGCGUGUUGUUCGUUCUCACUGGAGGUUUGUCACAUGAAGAGGAAGACUCUGCCAUGCUGACUCUCUAGGAUACUGCUCAGUAGCAAAGAAUGCAGAUGGUUUGACCAGGACAGUCCUGAAUACAUGUCCUAUACAUGGAAGGACAUUCUGUCAUCAGCUCUGCUGUUUCAUAGAUUGUAAAUGUAUGAAGCAUCUUAUGGACUCUCAGACCCUUUAAUGAAGUUCUUAAUGAUGUAUCUAUGCUAAAUUAAAAUGUCUUAAUGAAGGGAAACAUACUCCAGGGUCUUGACCAUAUGCCUAUAUUAGGUAAUAAGCCUUUUUAUGUGUUUUGUUUGAUAAUAUUGAACCUGGUCCUUUUUGUAUUUCAAAUUCAAUAAUUGUCCUGCAACAUGAUCAGAUAGUUGGAUACUAUUACUGCACGGUCUAGUGGCUGGUCAAUCUCCUCUAGAUGAGAAAUUCAGAAAUGCAUCCACCACACAUUGAUAUUCACCAUAAUGUGUGGAAUCCAGCAAAGACCAACCUCAUGAGCUUGGAAAUUGU
This is a messenger RNA of Paralichthys olivaceus (Japanese flounder), 2078 nucleotides long. Lineage: Eukaryota; Metazoa; Chordata; Actinopteri; Pleuronectiformes; Paralichthyidae. The record is from RefSeq and is a predicted model, not a curated record.